This is a messenger RNA of Capronia epimyces CBS 606.96, 3030 nucleotides long. RefSeq names its product CAMK/CAMKL/PASK protein kinase. The record is from RefSeq and is a predicted model, not a curated record. Gene Ontology annotation, biological process: intracellular signal transduction; negative regulation of glycogen biosynthetic process; protein phosphorylation. Bases 1 to 3030 code for a protein of 1009 amino acids. The transcript is spliced from 4 exons. Gene Ontology annotation, molecular function: ATP binding; protein serine/threonine kinase activity. Lineage: Eukaryota; Fungi; Ascomycota; Eurotiomycetes; Chaetothyriales; Herpotrichiellaceae. Gene Ontology annotation, cellular component: nucleus; cytosol; cytoplasm.
AUGAGCGGCCCCUCAUCCCCUUUGUUGGAGGAUGUCCAUCGGUUUCCCUCUGAGUCACUGCAUUCCUUUUCGUUUGCUAAGCAAUCGGAGGAAUUGCUACACAGCAGACAGAACAUUUUACAAAAGUCCGUUGAUUUUGUGCGGGAUCGUUCUGCCUGGGCUGCUAACCCAGCACUUGCAGAUGCGCAAGCACGAGUCAGUGGAAAUGCUGAGUUACAGGGGAUGAUGGACCUCCUUAAGAAGGCAAACAUAAUCUCGCUCGAUACAGCCAUUAGCAAUUCCAGGAGUGUUGGGUCUGGACCUCUCACGGGUCCGGCCCACUAUGACGGGCGUAACGUCUUCGAAAAGAGCUUCAGCCAGGAGAUAGAACAAGCAGAGGAGGCUGCGGCGAGGACUCAUACUGAAGAUAUGAAUUCAGGGCGAAAGUUUUCACUGGAAGAGGAUGAUCCUUUCCAAGAACCAGGUCUUGAAAUGCGGAUACCGCCAUCCAGAGCAGAUUCUAUGGACGGCCCACGCCGCACCGGCUUGAGGAGGACCUAUACGGAUGUGAAUUCCAUCUCCUUGCAACAGAAACUGAUUGAGGCCCUCGCGCAGCCGUAUACAGACGAAAAUUCUCUUGCACAUUCCACUGUCAGUACUUCUUUGCAGAACGUUGGCAACAACCUGGCCGGCGCGAAAUCGUCUGCAGUCCACGGUCAUGGUAAUAAAUGGGAACCCGCGCAUCAGGCUGUCUUUCGCACCGACCCGGAUGCUCCAUGGACAAUCCUAGCGGCCAACGAUCUUGCUUGUCUGAUUUUCGGCGUCACCCGAGCAGAAGUGAGGUCACUGAGUAUACUUGCCAUCAUCCAAGAAGAAAGGAGACAUUGGCUCGAAAGAAGACUCGCGAGACCGGACGACGUUGUGGAGGAGAAGCCUCACACACAACCCUUGAGCGGCACUAGUAGCACAACAUCAAGCAGUGGCGUGUCGUUCGUUGGGUCAAGAAGUGGUAUUACAGCAAGGCUGCUUAGCAAACCACCCAGUAGGGCUAACAAUUCAUCAGAAAGAGCAAAGACGAAUCGCGGCUCUGGAGUUCCAACCCGGCCGAAACCAAAGAACCACCCGGCACAUAAAUCCAGGGGCGUCCUACUUUGUGGGGAUAUUGUGCCUAUACAAAAGCGGGACGGCACCAAAGGAGCGGCGAGCUUCUGGGUGAUGGAGAAGCGCGGUGGUUUAAUAUGGGUGAUCGAAGAGAUCACCGAGGACGUUGCAUAUCUCGAUUUUGACGAAGCGGGCAUUGUGAAAAGUGCGCACGGCGAAUUUGGUGCCAUUUGGGGUCGAACUGUCCUUGAUGGUCUCCCUCUCACGACUCUUCUUCCAAAAUUCCCUCCCGAUGCGCUCCACUUCCAUCAACUAGGAUACUUCACAGCCCAAACGGCGGAGUAUGUCAGCGUUCCGACCACGGUGGAAAAGUCUCCUACCGAGAAUCAGCUCCGAGUCUCGAGUCUACCUCACAUUGCUGGAGUCAUGAUGUUGGAACCCAACACGCUGAAGAUCAGCAGUGCCAACAGCAUCUUUGCUGCCUCACUCUUCGGAUAUGAGAAGGCUGAUGGCCUACCAAUUUCCGACUUGAUACCCAGUUUUGGGGACAUGCUAAAGAUUUUGACUCGUGAGGAUGGAGUUGAACUGGUGGACGGGAUCGUUGUGCCCGAGCAUAGCUUUCGCCGUGCACGUGCUCUGCUUGCACUCCGUGAAGGCAACGAGAGUGCCUCCAGCAUCUUUCUACGACCGUGCGGUCUUCCAGCCAGGCAUAGAGAUGGUUCGGAUAUCAUGGUGGAUGUCCAGAUGAGGGUGGUCCGCAGCGAGACCGUAUAUCCCAUGUCAGAUGAGGCCGUCAUCGAAGAGAAGGACGAAACGAAUUGCGAGUCAAGUGUUGCCGUGACUGAACUCGUGUAUGCAGUCUGGAUUAUCUAUUCCCGCAACAUUCACUCGAGUGGUUUUCUUACCACUGCGGAUCUGGAAGAUCAGGCACCUUCACGUUCUCUUUCACCGCCGUCUCAACCUGAUCCGCCACCGGUGUUACCCUCACCACCCCCAUCCUCAGAUGUUUCCAGGAGAUCUGCUGAAAGCUCAGAACUAUCGCUCCAGACCGACUUCGCCGAGGACAUUGGCUCUAUUGCCAUGGAAGAACCAAUAGAUCAUCCGCCUCCCCACACGCCCUACCUACCCCAUGAAAAGAAGACCAUUAGCGACUUCACGGUUCUCGAAGAGAUGGGGUCUGGUGCGUACGGUCAGGUCAAGUUAGUCCGGUACAAGAAAGCUCCGGCGCACAAAAUGGUAGUGAAAUAUGUGACGAAGAAGCGAAUCCUUGUCGACACUUGGACGCGGGACCGCCGGCUGGGGACAGUGCCACUGGAGAUACAUGUACUCGACUACCUUCGCCGAGAUGGGCUCCGUCACCCCAAUAUUGUGGAGAUGAUCGACUUCUUCGAGGACGAUGUGAACUACUACAUCGAGAUGCUUCCACACGGGAUUCCGGGCAUGGACCUGUUUGACUAUAUCGAGCUAAGGACACACAUGACCGAAGCGGAAAGUCGCAACAUCUUCCGUCAGGUCGCCGACGCCAUUCACCAUCUCCACACCAAAGCACUCGUAGUUCAUCGGGAUAUCAAAGACGAAAAUGUCGUAUUAGAUGGAGAAGGGCGAAUCAAACUGAUCGACUUUGGCAGUGCAGCAUACAUCAAGAAUGGACCAUUCGAAGUGUUUGUAGGCACAAUAGACUAUGCGGCCCCUGAGGUCCUGCAAGGUAAGCCUUACGGCGGGAAGGAGCAAGACGUAUGGGCGUUGGGUAUUCUGUUGUACACGAUUGCGUACAAAGAAAAUCCAUUUUAUGAUUUAGAUGAGAUUCUCGACCACGCCUUGCGGGUUCCCUUUUUACCUUACUCGGAAGAGUGCCUAGAGCUCAUUCGCAAGAUGCUAGACCGAGACGUGGAAAGGCGGAUCACCAUCGAAGAAGUGCGAGACCAUGCUUGGCUUCAAGAGGACUUUUGA